This is a messenger RNA of Mangifera indica (mango), 2028 nucleotides long. Its product is annotated as pentatricopeptide repeat-containing protein At1g77405. Lineage: Eukaryota; Viridiplantae; Streptophyta; Magnoliopsida; Sapindales; Anacardiaceae. The transcript is spliced from 2 exons. The record is from RefSeq and is a predicted model, not a curated record. The coding region runs from base 115 to 1431 and encodes 438 amino acids. Gene Ontology annotation, molecular function: protein binding.
UAACUUCUUUUUAAUUUUUAAUAAUAAUCCAGAAAGAAACUCUUCAUAAAUGGUGGAUUGUAAUAAAGCAAUAGGGGAAACAAUUAAUUAUACGUUACCUCCUAACCAGAGAAAAUGACGAAGAUGAAACACUGUGUAGUUCACCAAGUAGUGCCACUCAUGCUAAAAAACGUCUCAUUUGACGCCAAACUCGCAGCUUCAACAAAUUUGACUCACAACCCAUUCACUAUAGAAUCAGUUUCUGGUGUUUUCAAAUCCAUUCCAACUUUCUUCUUUCUGUCCCCUCGCUCUAUUGGCCGCCAAAAGGGUUUUCGCCAUCGCUCUCCUUUGAAGCAGCGGAACCUUACAAAAGAAGCCUACAAUGUCCGCAACAAUAUUUUUGUUCUUGGUCCUGCAGCCUAUAGAGACCCUCAAAAGGUCGCUCUAGGACUCGACAAAGCCCUGGAAUUUUAUUACUGGCUUGAAAAGUUUAUGGGCCUCUGCCAUAAUGAAAUAACGUGCAGGGAGAUGGCUAUUGUUUUAGCUAGAGGGAAUAACACAAAGGGUCUCUGGGAUUUUCUCAAAGAAAUGUCCAGAAGAGGAGGUCGUCAGCUUGUGAGUACUUCUACUGUUACCUGUUUGAUAAAAGUCCUAGGUGAAGAAGGGUUGGUUAAUGAAGCAUUGACUACUUUUUAUCGCAUGAAGCAGUUUCAUUGUAAACCUGAUGUUUAUGCGUAUAAUGUGGUUAUUAAUGCUCUUUGCCUAGUUGGGAAUUUUAAUAAGGCAAGAUUUUUGCUGGAACAAAUGGAGUUACCAGGGUUUAGGUGUCCCCCGGAUGUAUAUACUUAUACUAUAUUGAUUAGUUCUUAUUGUAAGUAUGGUAGGCAAACUGGGUGUAGAAAGGCUACUAGAAGGAGGAUUUGGGAGGCUAAUCACUUGUUUCGUAUAAUGUUGUUUAAGGGUUUUGUUCCAGAUGUUGUUACAUAUAAUUGUUUGAUUGAUGGUUGUUGCAAGACUUAUCGAAUUGAGCGGGCUUUGGAACUUUUUGAUGAUAUGAAUAAAAGGGGUUGUCCCCCGAACCGGGUUACUUAUAAUUCUUUUAUCAGGUACUACAGCACUGUUAAUGAGAUUGAUAGGGCUGUCGAGAUGAUGAGAAGGAUGCAAAAGAUGAAUCAUGGGGUACCUUCUUCAAGUUCUUAUACACCAAUUAUACAUGCAUUGUGUGAAGCUGGAAGAUUAUUGGAUGCCAGGAAUUUUCUGGCUGAAUUGGUCGAUGCGGGUUCAGUACCUAGGGAGUACACAUACAGGUUAGUUUGUGAUGCUCUAAAUGCAGCAGGGGAGUCCAAUUUGCUAGAUGAUGAACUGCAUGAAGUAAUAAGGGAUGGUAUCAGAAAUAGGUGUAGGCAAUUGAUGAAGGUAAAACCAAUUAUGAGGUGCAAAAUGUUGUCAUAGUAUGGAAGAAGUUUUAUACAUCUGACAAAACUGGUUUGCUCUUCCUUUCAUAUGAAGAACAGAAGACAAUUAGAAGAAUUUCAGUGGCUAUCUUGGCAAUCUGCUGAACAGUAACCUCCCAUAAUUAGACAAUAUCACAGGAAGGGCAAACGAAGAAAACACCAAUUCCAGCUGUAAUCCAAUCAGCAGAAGCAAUGGAUCAGUUUGCAGAAUCAGCAAAUCAAACCAAUUUAAUUAUCUUUAAUAAAGCAGAUCAUAAGGCAAGAACCAAGGGAGAACAGAAGGCUGAAAUGAUACAGAAACUGAAGGAAGAACAGAAGGCGGAAAUAGUGCAGAAACUGAAGAUUGAGUAGUUUAAAAGAAGAAGAAGAACGAACGAAGGUUCAGGCAUCCAAAAAAAUUGAAUGAAGUCUUGGGUGGGAAUUAGAUGGCCUUUGGCCUAGGAUGGGGAACUUGGUUCUGUAUCAAGUUUAUGUUUUCUAAGCAUUCAAUAAUAAAAUCUCUUGCUGUAAACUCUUGUUUUAUUCAGCAUCUCAACAAUAAACCCUCUGCUGUAAUCUCAUAUUUCAUUCAAUAAAGCAACAUCACUCAUUUUAA